Molecule: messenger RNA, 1110 nt
Organism: Acyrthosiphon pisum (pea aphid)
Lineage: Eukaryota; Metazoa; Arthropoda; Insecta; Hemiptera; Aphididae
Exons: 1
Coding region: 58-414 (118 amino acids)
Source: RefSeq, a predicted model, not a curated record
UCGCUUAUCUACCGUCGCGCGUGUUUCUAAAUCAAUAGUUCAGUGCAUGGUGCAAACAUGGUAAAAGCCAAUGCUUCCCAAUCGGGUAACAAACGUUCUAGCAGCGAGGCUCUUUCUUCGGGGCAUGCGCACAAGAAUAAAUACUCUCCUCUCGCAAAUCUUGACAAUACAAAUGAUGACAACUCAGAGAAAACUGACAUGGAUCCUGUAGAGGUGAUUCAAAUGGUUCAAAAAAUUCCCCCACUAUAUAUUUAUGAUAUUGUCGACUAUAUUGAGUUCCUAAAUAAGAUUACACCUUUGAUAUUAGACAAUUUUAAUAUAAUUAACAAUAAUAUUUUCUUUAAGUUGAACUUAUCAACAGUUAACGACUACCGUACAAUCACAAAAUACUUAUCUGAAGAAAACAUUAAAUAACACACCUAUCAACUUCCUGAGGAAAGAAACCUAUCUGUAAUAAUCAGAAAUAUACCUACUUCUAUUCCCGAAGAAACCAUUUUUUCGGCCCUCGUUGAACUAAAAUGUAAUGUCACAUCGGUCACACGUCUCCAAAAUCGUUACAAAUCUCCUAUACCAAUCGUUACUGUAUUACUAGACAAAUCCGAGAAAAACAUAUUUUCACUUGAUCGCCUCCUUCAUUGCGUUAUCUCGGUCGAGAGUCGCAAAAGCGAUUCGUCCAUACCACAAUGCAAAAACUGCCAACGUUUCCAACACACAAAAAACUUCUGCAAUCUCCCCCCUAGAUGUGUCAAAUGCUUAGAAAACCACCAUUACUCUGAAUGCACUAAGGAAAAAAACAGUCCACCUGUAUAGUGUGUCAAUUGUAAUGAAAAUCCCCCUGCUAAUUAUAGAGGUUGUAAAAUAUACAAUCAAAUAAAAAAUAAAAAAAGUACCUCCCAACUAUCCAAGAACACUCCUAAACACAUUACACAACAGAGUUGUGUAUACGAUAACAAAAAUAUCCAAUCCAUAACCAAUACGGUUAUCAAAAAUCCCCAAAACCCAGUUUUAAACCAAACAAAUCCCAACACAAGCAAUACUCCAACCUAUGCUGACAAAACUAAAAAUAAAAAAACCAAUCUUCAACAAGAUGAAGAAUUAAAUAACUCAAAU